Botrytis byssoidea is the source of this 783-nucleotide messenger RNA. RefSeq lists its product as uncharacterized. Gene Ontology annotation, molecular function: serine-type endopeptidase activity. The record is from RefSeq and is a predicted model, not a curated record. Gene Ontology annotation, biological process: proteolysis. The transcript is spliced from 3 exons. Lineage: Eukaryota; Fungi; Ascomycota; Leotiomycetes; Helotiales; Sclerotiniaceae. The coding region runs from base 1 to 783 and encodes 260 amino acids.
AUGUCCUUCGGCCAUGGACCAGCUAUGGCAAGUCAAAUAUAUCGGAUCUGCCCAAGAGCCCAACUUUAUGUGCUGAAGCUGGAUGAUCAUCUGUACGAUGGCCAACGUCGUAUUACAGCUCUGAGUGCCGCACAAGCCAUUCGUAAAGCAGUGGCUAAGAAGGUGCAUAUCAUAUCCAUGUCUUGGACUAUACCAAAACCAAAAGACAGUACAACCAAAGAUAUUCUCCGGGCAGCUAUCUCUGAAGCUGUCCGGGAGAACAUUCUUAUGUUUUGUUCCGCCAGUGAUGGGGGGCCAGUCGAGGACGAAAGCUUUCCUUGGGCUGCAGCCAAGGGCAACAUAUUUCGGAUCGGAGCUGCUACCGAUAAAGGCAUGGCCAGCCCUAUUGUUGGCGAUCCUACAGAUUUAGGGUUCACAUUUCCGGGUACCGAUGUGGAGAGAAAGGACAUGGACAAGAAGGUCGAAUACCAGACCGGCUCCUCUGUCGCUACUGCGCUCGCCACUGGACUUGCUGCCCUUGUGCUGUACUGUGUCCAGGUCAAGUUGCUCCGAACUGAGGAUAGGCACAAGGGGAGAGUCAGGCAGUCGUUCAAGAGAAUCAAAGAAUAUGACGGGAUGCUUAAGGUUUUCCAAGAUAAUAUUGGCACGACUCAGGAGAGCAACCACAAGUACCUCAAGGUUUGGAUCAUCUUUAAAAAAUACGUCGAUAACAUGAGUGUCACCACAGAUGAGAUGAUUGAUCAGAUUGCCAAUCUCGGGGAUGAAUUAUGCAGGAAUAUCUGA